Messenger RNA from Vicia villosa (hairy vetch), 534 nucleotides. RefSeq lists its product as uncharacterized. The transcript has a single exon. The coding region runs from base 1 to 534 and encodes 177 amino acids. The record is from RefSeq and is a predicted model, not a curated record. NCBI's taxonomy places the organism in Eukaryota, Viridiplantae, Streptophyta, Magnoliopsida, Fabales, Fabaceae.
AUGAAUCAUUCAACACAAUUAUUCUUGUUGCUUCUAAUUUCCUUAAUAAUUAUUUCUCAUGCCAUUUCACCUCCACCAAAUACCAAUUUAUAUGAAGUUGUGUGCAAUGAUGCUGAGAAAGAUCACGACCGUUGCAUGAAACUCAUACAAGACAACUCUGAAAUCACUUCAGCAAAAGACUAUCCUACCCUUUGCAAGGCCUUCUUACGUAUGGCAGGAAAGAAGAGCACAUCUGCACAAGUUGAAGUAAAAAAUUUGGCUGGAAAAUACCCUUCUUCUAACGCCAUCAAAGAAUGUGCAACCGUUGAUUACUUUAAUUUAAUUCAUUCAUUCAAAAUGAUUAUAAAAGAAAUUGAUGAGGAUGCUAAAAGUGCAAACUAUGAUGCUUUAGUAGCUGCUGAUGAUAUUGAUAUAUGUCAAACUAAACUGAAUAAUGAACACACAGUUGAUCCUACUAUUAAUUCAAUUAAUAAUGAUAUGAGAUUUCUUUGUCGGGUUGCAUUUUUAGCCACAGACCAUCUUGAUUCUAAUUGA